Messenger RNA from Rotaria sp. Silwood2, 324 nucleotides. Lineage: Eukaryota; Metazoa; Rotifera; Eurotatoria; Philodinida; Philodinidae. The record is from the annotation of a GenBank genome assembly.
AUGCAAGAUGAAGGAGCACAAUAUCUGGCUGAUGCAUUGCGAACUAAUAGGACACUCACAACCUUGAAUCUAGGAUAUAAUGGUAUUGGAAAUCGUGGUGCACAACAUCUGGCUGGUGCAUUACGAAAUAAUAACACACUCACAACCUUGAAUCUAGGAUAUAAUCGUAUUGGAAAUCUUGGAGCGCAAUAUCUGGCUGGUGCAUUGCAGAAUAAUACAAGGUUAAUGACACUCAAUCUGAAGUUAAAUGAAAUCGGCGAUGAAGGAGUUGAACAUUUUAUUAUGGCAUUACGGGAAAAUAGGGUGAGUGUCAUUCUCUAUUGA